Messenger RNA from Trifolium pratense (red clover), 1347 nucleotides. RefSeq lists its product as uncharacterized. Gene Ontology annotation, cellular component: nucleus. The record is from RefSeq and is a predicted model, not a curated record. NCBI's taxonomy places the organism in Eukaryota, Viridiplantae, Streptophyta, Magnoliopsida, Fabales, Fabaceae. Gene Ontology annotation, biological process: DNA replication; DNA recombination; DNA repair. The transcript has 11 exons. The coding region runs from base 1 to 1347 and encodes 448 amino acids. Gene Ontology annotation, molecular function: DNA binding.
AUGCAGAACUUUCAAGUAUCAAAGAAUGAUGACCAAUUCAAGCCAUCACAUCAUGAAUUCAAGUUGAGGUUCACUGGUGGUACAUUAGUUAAUGAUGUCAAUGUUCAUGAAAUUGCUGACCCUGUUACAAAGUUCAAAUCUUUUGUGGAUAUUAUUAAUGGGAAUUUUCGUGAAAAUUACUUAUAUGAUAUCAUUGGAAUGGUAGAUGAACUAGGUUUUCAACAACCUAUUCAUGGAAACAGGAAAGUUCAAUCAAACUUUUUCCUUCGAGACUUAAGCAACAAUCUGAUUAAUUGCACUUUGUGGGAAAACUAUGCGUUGAAAUUCUUCAAUGUACAGAACAAAGCAAAUGAUGGUCCAAUUAUUGUAUUCAUGAAAUUUGCCAAGAUUAAAGCUCAAGGCAAAUAUGCCUUGAACAUUUCAAACACCUGGAGUACUACGAAGCUUUUCAUCAAUGAUGAUGUUCCAGAGAUCAUUGAAUUCAAAAAAUGUUUAGCUGCUGGUAUUGAAAAUGGAACAAUUAAUGCUGUUGCUGAGACUCCAUCUCAAAUGAGAUCUCAAUCAAGUGGAGCAACACAAUUUGUUCCAUACACACCAGAGCAGAAAUUCUAUUACAAUGCUGAAGUCAUGCCUCUUAGCAAAAUUGUCCAACUACCUCAGGAUGCUAAAUGUGUCACAGUCAUUACCACAGUCAAGAUUAAACCCAGUAGAGGUGGUUGGUACUAUCUUACCUGUUUCAAAUGCCCAAAACAGUGUUUUGGAGUAGCUCCUCCUUAUAAGUGUGGAGAUGAUCAUGAAACUGAGACUGAGAUCAUAAGGUACAAACUAGAUGUUGAGGUUGCUGCUGGUGAUGUAAAGGCAACUUUUGUCUUUUGGGACCGUGAAUGUGCUCAAAUAUUGGAAUUACUUGGAAUAAAUGAUCCUUUGAGUUAUCCAGUAAUAAUGGAUGACAUUGCUGGCAAAACUUUGGCUGUUAAGCUUAAGUGGCAAGCUAAAUGGAAAACUGGGUCUGUCAUUGGUAUUCAUGAAAGUCCUGAAUUUGCCCUGGACAUUCAAUCUCAAUUUCCAGCUGAUAAUGUUCCUCAAGGAAAGUUGCAACUACCUGCAAAAGAAGCCAAUUAUGAGGACAAUACUUCUGCUGAAUCUUCUCAGAAAUCUGACAACAUUAUUUUUCCAACGGUUUGUUUGUCUGCCUCUGAUGAAGUGGAUCCUGACAUAAUUGAUAUGAGUACACCACCAAAGCGCUCAGGAAAACAACUUCAAUCGCCCGCUGAAAUCGAUGUUGGCUCUGUCAUAGCAUCAAAAGCUUCUUCCACAAAGAUGCUCAAGAAACCUAAGAAGGAAUAG